GCUCACAACUCUGUUGGGAAUUGUUCUUGUUGGAAUGCGUCACAAGGCCUGCAUUCAUAUUAUUCUGGUUUAUUAUUGUGCUGCAUCGAAAAGUUGGAUGCAUUGAACAGUUGAAAAAUGGCGAAAAUCAAUGGCUCAAUCAAUCGAUAAUAUAUUACAGGUCAGAUGAUCUAAUCAAGUAAAUUAUCGACAUGGAGACACUGAUGAUAAUUCAAAGUUUCGUGAUAUUAAUGAAAGUUGUGGGCCAUUGAUAGGACAGGUGUUUCAUCAGCGAAUGAUUUUUUAAAAACAUGAAAUUAUUUUAUGGAAAAUUCCCCUUUUCGUGGGCUUUUUUCAUUUUAAUGUGUACUGGAGAAAUUGGGUCUGAGGGUAUAUCGUGCUUCAAGUGCACGGUGGCACCUGUUCCAGGGGCUAGUCAAUUUAAUAAGCCUAGUCAAAUAUGCAGUCAAUUUGAUGGGAGCUCGGUAUAUCAAACUUAUUGUCCAAAGUCAACGCUGUGUAUGAAACGAACUCUUUAUCAUAGGCUUGUGAACGGAACUAUAGUAAAAACAAGUGUGGAAAGAGACUGUGCGCCUCAACUUGACGUUUUUCAGUCUUACGAUCACAGUCAACGUGCCUGGCACAGUGAGGAAAAAAUCGUGCAAUCAGCAUACGAGGAAGGAUGUGUGAUAGGACCAGAUAAAGGUUCACCCGGAGGUCCACCUGAAUACUGUUACUGUCAAUAUCCGUUAUGUAAUGGUGCAUCAACUCUCAAUGGACAAAAUAAUAUAAUUAAUUUUUCAUUUUUAAUGAUCAUCUGCUCGAUGGCAUUCAAAGUAUCGUGACUGCUUGGAAUGAUUCAACGUUUAACACUGUUAUGAGUCAUUCCUCAAGAAAAACAAAAUUAUACUGCAUCGUAUGUCAAGAUUGCGAGCGAGAUUUGAUUGAGAUUCAUCUCUCAUCUCUCGUUUAUCACGUAAUUAGACGAAGAAAUUUUUUAGAAAAAGCUUCAUUAGUGGAAGAAGUGGAAAUUUCAUGAAGUGAAUUGCGAUUUUUUAAAGAUGAAUGUUGAAAUUUAUAAAUAAAAACAAUCAAGAAAUCAUGAAUUUUCACAGACUUCGCAUGUUAAUUGAAUUUAGUUAGUUUAAUUUACUCGGUGUGUAUUGAUUUUUAUGAGGUAAUUCAAGGACAAUUGACUGUUUCCAUGGUUUUCACCAUAAAAUACUCAACUCGAAACGAUUCAAGUCAGUGAAAUUACAGUGAAAUUGUACUGAGUGAACAAAAAGAACAAUUGUAUUUUUUGGAAUAAAUAAGAAGUUAUUGUUGUUGAUAAAUUAAACAUUUGUUUCCUCAUUGA
Diachasmimorpha longicaudata is the source of this 1336-nucleotide messenger RNA. RefSeq lists its product as uncharacterized. The record is from RefSeq and is a predicted model, not a curated record. Gene Ontology annotation, biological process: positive regulation of voltage-gated potassium channel activity; regulation of synaptic transmission, cholinergic; sleep. The transcript has 3 exons. NCBI's taxonomy places the organism in Eukaryota, Metazoa, Arthropoda, Insecta, Hymenoptera, Braconidae. Bases 291 to 824 code for a protein of 177 amino acids.